CGCGCGCGCGAGAGAGGCGGGGGGGGGGCUACGGGAUUAAACACGUGCGAUUAUUUUUGGUAAAAAAAAUUGUAAUAUAACACUUAAUCGACCGGUCUCGUAUUGCCUGCAGAUAACCAUUGUUGUUAAUGUCGGUCGUUGCGCGCGCGCGUGUGUGUGUGUGUGCGUCUACUCCGCUCCACGUUCGUAACACUCCGAGGUACGCGUGCGUUUCAGUCAUAAGGUGUAACAAACCCCCCCUCACACACACACACAAACAUCGUUGCUGUUAUUGCUCGCGCCGCUUUGCGUUGUUAAACAACACCCCCCUCCUCCUCCUCUCCGGCGCCGGGGACAAAGACACGGGGACGACGAGACGGCGGCUCCUCGCCUCUCGCGAAGACCCACAGGGAAUGGGUGUGGAUCAGGUGGAGGAGGGAGAUGUGCCGGCAAGGGGGCUCCACCAGUGUGACAUCUGCAACCAGCUCUUUCACAAACACAGCCAGCUCCAGAAGCAUCUCCGACAGCACCAAGAAAAUGACAAGGGCCACACAUUCAGUGGACCAGACUGCAUGUCCAGACUGUGGGCGCACAUUCUCACGAAUUGCCAGCCUCAAGGCACACAUCAUGCUUCAUGAAAAGGAGGAGAACCUGAUGUGCACAGAGUGCGGGGAUGAGUUCACUCUGCAGAGCCAGCUGGAGCGCCACAUGGAUAUGCACCGGCAGGAGCUUUCAGGGGCACGCACCUUCACCUGCCGCAUCUGUCAUCAGGAGUUCCAACGCGUGUCCACGCUGCGCGAGCACAUGCGCUCCCACUACAAAAUCAGAGCUUCUCUUUCCACAAGGUCAUACAAGCGUAAUAUUGACAGGUCUGGGUUUUCUCAUCGUUGUGAACAUUGUAUGAAGACCUUCCAGAAGCCUAGCCAACUCAUACGCCACAUACGCAUACACACUGGCGAGCGCCCCUUUACUUGUGAGGAGUGCGGCAGAGCCUUCAACCAGAAAGGAGCACUGCAGAUUCACAAGGCCAAGCACACUGGAGAGCGUCCCUACCGCUGUGCCUUCUGCCCUCACACCUUCUCACAAAGAGGCAACCUUAGGGCCCACAUUCAGCGGGUCCACUCUGAUGCUAAGCCUGGAGGGGAGCAGCCAGUGUUCCAGUGUGAGGACUGCAGCUGCGUUUUCAAAAAGCUGGGCAGUCUCAAUGCCCACAUCAGUAGGAUGCACGCAGACGAGUCGUACACGAGCCAGCUGCUUGGUGAUGACACUCAGACUGUCGCAACGCCGGUGUCAGGAGCGGGAGCUCGGGGAGCCCGCGGAGUGACAGACGUGAUACAGCAGCUCCUCGACCUCUCGGAGCAGGUGUCCGCUGACCCCACCCACGGCCAGCCGCAGCUUCAGCAGUUGAACUUAGACUCGGCAUCCAUCAGCCAGGACAUUCUUCAGCAAGCGCUCGCAAACAGUGGCUUGACGGCAAUCCCGGUGGAGAGCCAAGUCGCCAGUGCCAUGGCAAGUGGCAACGAGGUGCCGACGGCGCUUCAGAGAGCGGCAGCAGCGACGAUACCGCGCUCCACGGGGAGGCCGCGCCUGCAGCUGCCCGGCUCCCUCUCGCUGGCGCGGCAGGGCGGCAAGGAGGGUGGAGAAAGCACUCGGCGCUUCUCCGGCUCCUUUGCAGGACACCGUGUUUCCCAGUAUACAGUAGGGACGUGGCGAAGAGUGAAUGGCGUGCGCUGGCACAUGUGCCCUUACUGCAACAAGGAGUUCAAGAAGCCUAGCGAUCUUGUGCGGCACAUCCGCAUCCACACGCACGAGAAGCCCUACAAGUGUACGCAGUGCUUCCGCGCGUUCGCCGUGAAGAGCACGCUUACCGCGCAUCGCAAGACGCACACCGGUCUCAAGGAGUUCAUGUGCCCGCUGUGUGACAAGCUGUUUUCAACGCAGGGUAGCCUGAAAGUCCACAUAAGACUCCAUACAGGUGCCAAACCAUUUGACUGUCCACACUGCAACAAGAAGUUUCGCACAUCGGGCCACAGAAAGAGCCACAUUGCAUCUCACUUUAAGGAUGCGCAGAUGAGAAAGCAGCGCUUUCCACGAAAGCCAAGCCGGCGCCGACUGCCAAAGCAAGACAUGGGCCUCCCAGAGAUACCUUUGCAAGAGCCCAUACUCAUCACCGAGUCUGGGCUGAUCCAGCAAGUUACCCGCAGCAGUCACAUGUACAGCCAGUACCUGCCUGAUGGAAUGUUGUCAGAUGGAUCAGGAUUAGACAGGCCUUAUCGCUGUGGCUACUGCAACAAAGCGUUCAAGAAAUCAAGCCACUUAAAGCAGCAUAUCAGAUCUCACACGGGGGAAAAACCUUACCGCUGUGGGCAGUGCAGCCGCUCCUUUGUGUCGUCGGGUGUGCUGAAGGCCCACAUUCGCACGCACGUGGGCCUCAAGGCCUACAAGUGCGUCAUGUGCGAUGGCACCUUCACCACCAAUGGCAGCCUCAAGCGCCACAUGUCCACACACAGCGAGACGAGGCCGUUUAUGUGCCCUUACUGCCAGAAAACCUUCAAGACGUCUGUCAACUGCAAAAAACACAUGAAGACGCACAGGUAUGAGCUGGCUCAGCAGUUGCAGCAGCAGAGCACGCUGCCUACCGAGCACAUGGAAGACAUGGCAAGCCACCAGGGGGACAGCUUGCAGCAGCCGUCCGCUAUCGGUGCCCAGCAGCAAGGCAUGCUUGUGCUCACACCGGAGCAGUCGACGGUCAGCAGCGAGCAGCAGGCAAUGCUGGGAUUGGGUCAGCAACAGCCUUCUGACCAGCAAGCCCUGCUCGGGUUGGCUCCGCAACAGUCUGCUCAGCAGCAAACGUUGAUCGGAUUGGAACAAACACAACAGCUGGCCGAGCAGCAGCUCGUGCAAGGGACAUCUUUGUCUCAGGAAGAAUUUGUCACAUCACAACAUGGGCUGCAGGCAAAUAUGGAUCAGUUUGAGCAACAGACUCUCAGCCAGCAGACUUACGAACAGCAAGCGCUUACUCAGGGAUUUACAAUCACGGAGAGCUUUGGCCAGCAGGGCCAGUUCACAGCUGUGCAGCAACUGCAAGCUUCCAGCACUCUCGAGAGCCAGCCUCUAACGACGACCUAUCACUCGCAGGAGAUGCUGACGUCCCUGCAGGAGUCUUCCCAGCAUGAAGUGCAGCUGUCUGCAGAGCAAUCUGAAUAUCAGUCCGAUGGAGAGGAGUCCACACGCCGCUCCUACCGAUGUGGAUAUUGCAAUAAAGGCUUCAAGAAGUCGAGCCAUUUGAAGCAACAUGUGCGAUCCCACACAGGAGAGAAACCCUUCAAGUGUGCACAAUGUGGAAGGGGCUUUGUGUCCUCUGGGGUGCUAAAGGCGCACAUGCGUACACACACAGGGGAGAAGGCGUACAAGUGUGACCUGUGCGACGCCACAUUUACCACAAAUGGCAGCCUAACACGGCACAUGGUGAUGCACACCAGCAUGCAUCCCUUUAAGUGUCCGUUCUGCGAGGAGAGUUUCCGCACUUCCCUCCACUGCAGGAAGCACAUGCGCACUCACCAGGAGCACGGCGAUGCCGACGCAGACGACGAAUGUGAGGAGGGGGAGGCGGACCGCAUGGCGGCGGCGCGGCGCUCGCGGCCCGGCAUCCUCACGCUGUCCCAGGAAGAGACGGCCGUGCUGGCCCAGUCGGGCCCCGCGGAGGCCGCCUCCGUCUCCGAGAAGCUGCUAGUGCAGUCGGCGGCCGAGCGCGACCGCGUCAGCGAGAUGAAGGACCGGCAGGAGGAGCUGGACGACGAGCCGCGACACGCCAACAAGUGCAGCUUUUGCCCCAAGAGCUUCAAGAAGCCCAGUGACCUUGUCAGGCAUCUGAGAAUACACACGGGUGAGAAGCCAUACAAAUGUGACGAAUGUGGAAAAUCUUUCACUGUGAAGUCAACGUUGGACUGUCAUGUGAAAACCCACACAGGCCAGAAGCACUUCAAAUGCCACAUUUGCAAUUCCCCGUUCUCCACCAAGGGCAGCCUUAAGGUGCACAUGCGGCUUCACACUGGGGCCAAGCCCUUCAAAUGCCCGCACUGUGAGCAGCGAUUCCGCACCUCGGGCCAUCGCAAGAGCCACAUCCAGUCCCACUUCAAGCCCUCGGGGGUGGUUAUCGGCAUCAGCGGUGGUGGGAAACAGAGGCCACGCAAAGGACCUUCUCAGCGACAGAAUUCUGAGAGCCUUCAGCCCGUCAGCAUGCUCUCCCCACCCGGGGAUCACAGCGUCUUUAUUACUAAUGGCGGUGUGCUCACAGCACAGUUUGAGCCAAGUGUGCUGCAGUCUAGCGGUAUCGUUGGCCAAGCCCUUCUUCCAGCCUCAAUCUCUGGAGGAGACUUCACGGUGUCGCUGUCAGACUCUGGACUGGCCACGCUGCAGUCUCUCGAGGGGAUACAGCUCCAGCUCAGCGCUGCAAAUCUGGUGGCACAGAAUGUGCAGAUUUCAGGCUUGGACCCAAACACCAUCAAUAACAUCACAUUGCAGAUUGAUCCCAGCCUACUUCAGCACACCCUGCAACAGAACAGCUUGCUUCAGCAACAUCUUUCAAGUGACCCAGCAGCCACGCUGGUGCAGCAAUCCGGCGGCCUUCAGCAAGCAGACGGUGCUAUGGCCCCGGGUAUCACACUGCAGCAGGCGGCAGACGCGGCGGCAGGCGGUGGGGGCGGGAUGUCUGUGUCGUCGGCGGGCUUGACCCAGAGCAUCCUGCUGCACCACAGCGAUGGCUCCCUCGUACCCAACAUGGUGCUUCAGCCGGCUUCGUCCACCAGCGGCAUGAUGCUCCAGCCGGUGGACGGAGCGGUGUCUGCUGCAAGUGUGGUGCUGCAGCCCAUGUGCUCGGUGUCCAAUUCGGGAGCGGUCACCCUGGGGUCGCUGUGCCAACAGGCCUCUGUACUGACCACUGCCAGCCAUGGAGGUUCCCAAGAGCUAUCUCAGGUCAUCUCUUCCCAGCCUUUAAUGACUUCCAGCUCCGGUCAACAUGAGAUUACAUUAACCUUGGCCAACCAGACCCUCUCAUCCACUUCAACACCUCAGUCCAUUACUCUUACUAUAUCAGGACAAGAGCUGCUGCAGCAACAGAACAGUGCCGAUGGAAGCCAUGCUGACACAGGCCUAACAACGAGUGAGCCAAGCCUGUCACAGGGCAGCUUGACGUUACCCAUGAGCGCGAUGUCCGGGGCCGGGGUCAGCGGCGAGACCGUGACCCUCACCAUCGCCGAGGCCCAGACAAUGGUCCCCCAUGGCAUGGAAUCUGUCACGCUUAACAUCACAUCUCAGGAGCAACCGUUUCCGUCAGUCUUGGGUGAGCCAAACCUCCCCGGCCAGGAGGCUGGAACGAGCCAGCAGAUGAUUCUAGUGAGCCACACAAGUGGGGCCACGGACGGAGAUGUUACCACCUUCCAGAUGGGUGAGGGCUGCAUGAGUCUGACGGACGAGAGCCCAAUGGAGGAGGAGGAGGAAGACGAAGAGGAGCCACCCAUCGUAUGCCCUGAGUGCCACCAGCCCUGCACCUCACCAAUGCUCUUGCGUCAGCACCUGCGAUUGGUGCAUGGGGAGGACCGCUUGCACACUUGCCCUUUGUGCAGCAAAAGCUUCAAGAGGGCCACCCACCUCAAGGAGCACAUGCAGACACACGAGCCGGGAUCCUCUGCCUCUCGGCAGAAGCCACGCCUCUACAAGUGUGACCACUGCGAUAAGUCAUUCGCCAAACCCAGCCAGCUGCAAAGGCACAACCGUAUUCACACAGGUGAACGGCCGUACAUUUGCCAGGUGUGCGAUAAGGCUUUCAAUCAGACAAAUGCUCUUCAAAUUCAUAUGAAGAAGCACACUGGAGAAAAGCCCUACAAAUGCCAGUACUGCGACAUGGCUUUCUCUCAGAAGGGCAACAUGAAGAUCCACAUAAAGAGGGCACACGAGAUUUCCCAAGGUUCGCUCGACAGGACAGGGAGUAGUGAACACGAGAGCGCAGAGGGACAGGAGCAAGACAACGACGACGUGGGAAACAUGGACCUGUCUUCUGUGGUCAACGACAUUUUCUAGCGGCUGAGGUGUAAAGCUUCCGCCCUAAUGAAGGCCGUUGUCUACGUCACGAGGCAUGCGGCUAAAAAAAAAAAUUCUCGCUAAAAAUGAGCACGUGUUAAUAGUGUCGUGUGAACAACACGCCGCCCAUUUAAUAUUGUCACGCACGGUGUUAGAUGAUCAACACUACCAGAAGAGAGCCUUAUCAGCAUAAAAAAAAAACACAUUGAUGAACACAAAUGGGCGUCCUCUAAACAAAAUGAGCGUGCCAUUGCCAUCGUUCGUUAAUAAGCUUUUUCUACCGUUGUGUUUGUAAAUAAUUUCGAAAUGACAAAAAAGAGAAACUAUUUACGGUUAUUUAUGGUGAAUUUAACUGCUGCUUCAUUUUGGUACAAAAGUUCCCUUUAUGUGUUAUUCACAUUAUGCACAAUGCUCAAAGUAUGCAUUGGCCACAUCUAAAAAGAAGUGCCAGCCUUCCGCUUAAAUGUGUUGUCGGUGACGUUACAGUGUUUGCGAGGGCAAUUGUGUCCCUUCAAUAGCCAUUAUCGCGCCUAUUUAAAGAGAUUUUGUGGAAGUGGGAUGUGAGCAUAUAUUUAGAUUUUCUUUUUAAAUAUACUAUAUAUUUAUGUGAUGGAUAAUGUAAAUUAUUUCUCAAGACUGCUUUUCUGUUCAUUCCAAAGAAUAUUUUUGUAAAUAAAGAUUGUUUCAUACAGAUGAACACAUUUUGCUUUGCAAAAGCAACAUAGUUUUUUUUAGGUUUAUUUAGGUUUUUAUUUUAUUUGAUGUCUUCACAGUGACACUAAAGAAAAAACAUACCUUGUGUCUUGAGUUUCUUUGUACCUGCGAUAACGCUCAAUGUUUCCUGUGAAUCUCCACCAGAGUUCUUACGAAGCAAGUUGACCUGUUCCAAAACUCAUGCAACAAAAAUUGUUAGAACUAUUUGUGAUAUGGGAACACAGUGGCGAUACAACAGCGACCCGUAAAUUGUAACUCAUUUCGUACUUAUAUGAAGUAAAUAUAGCAUUAUGUAUUAUCUGAAUUAUUGCGGUUGCACUAAUUUUUUAAAUAUUAAUAAUAAAAUAACGUGGUGGUUUUGCAAGAGGCAUUUAACCUUCAUUUCCCUUGUCCUACAGUUGAUGGAUGGGCCAGUAGAAAUUAGGGCGCCAAACGUUCGAGACACAAUUCUCAGGAGAAACUGAUGGUAGCAUGAGUAAGAAGAGUACUUUUAUUUAUCACGUUUUAUUUCCUUGCAAACAAAUGUAUAGGUUUUUUUAAAUUGUUAUUUUUCCCUGGCCGAUUGCUUUGCUAAUACCUUGGCAGCAAAUAAAAAGCCGUCUUGCUCGAUAGCAAAAACAACCAUGAGCCAAUAAAAACACAGCCUUCUUUAUUUCCCUCCCUGGUAUCAUUUCAUUCAGACUUCCUUUAUAUUUUGACAAUUAUACCGAAGCGUGGCACUAAGCGAUUUAUUCUAGCAGCAGUGCCAUUGCUCAUCAAACAGAUAUCAUUUUUCCUCAUUGGGGUAUAAAAAGGUGGCAGGAGUGUAUUUUGAGAAGUGGAGUUUAUAACAUUUGGUGCCCUUUGUUAAUGUAUGCUUGCACACACAAGUAAAGUGAUAUCUGCUGGUAUAUUUACAAUGUGCAAAAAAAUCUAAUAUAUUUUCUCUUACUGUAAAUAGUAUAAAAAUUUGAACAAAUGAACGUUGCUAGCCCUUACCUUGUGUCUAUGACAAGGUGUUAGUAGAAUAAUAGUUGUCAAUGGGAAUGAGGUAUGUUUAUGGAGCAUAUUCAAUUAAGUGUCUUUUUACCUAAUUUUUUUGCUACUACUUAUACAUCUUCUGAUGUACGUCUAGGAAAAGUAAAUGGACAAAGCACAUUUUGGAUCUGUGUACGUGUCUGUCCAAAUUGAGGACAGCCAUAAUAAAUGAUGCCUUGAAAAACUAUUGUUUUUUAUGCACACUUAAUCAGUAACAGGUUUGUAAGGCAACCACCCCUGUAUGCAGUUUGACAUCAUAGCUGCCUACACUUGUGUUUUUGUUGUUUUCGCAUUAAAUCCAACAUGCAAACAGCUACCCCUGGGAGUUGCUCGCGGUGUGAAUGGCAGUAUGUGCCUUCAAUGCAACUUGUGUUCCAGUGCAGUAAAUUCCACGUUGCACACUGCGUAUAAUUUUUGCCGCAUGCCUCUUUAGGGACGAACUAUUGCACUAUAAUUUAUUGUUUUGUUUCAGUUUUCUUAAAAAAAAAUGUUAGCGAUAGCCAUUUUUAUUUUUGGGAUUAACUACCUCAGAUUAUUUGAUGCAUGUGCCAUGUCGUUUGCUGUGCUUCUGUAAAUUCAUGAAUGAUGGUUAUGUGGAUGAAAAGUUCAACAUCGUAUAAAUAUUGUGACCACCUUGCCCACGAUUAAAAUUACAGGACAAAUGCAAGUGCUUUGUGAGAAUAUAUUUUUUUAUAUAAAUUGUUUCAGUGCUAAAGUUUGGUGUCCAAUUUGGGUCAGUUUAUUUCCUUAAAAUCAGAUUUUAGGGCAUUUAUCUUGAUAAGCUAAAAAUAUGUAUGGUAAUUACAAUCGGUUUUACUUACAAACAACAUAUACUUGUUGGAAAAUGCGUUUUGCUCAUGGAUCCGUUGUGAAAGUAUUCCGCGUUGGUCUUAGAAACUGUGCAGUGGAAGAUAACGGUACAAUUGUGAUGGAAUGUUCUGUUCAUCGUAUAUUUACAGUCCAUACCAUAUACCCACAUCUAUUGUAAUGUUAUGGCCAACUUUCCAUAUUUUUUUGUGUAAUCCGUGCUCCAAAACACAGUGCAAGUAUCACAGCUUGUGAAAUUAACGGCAGUUCCUGAUAAUCCCAUCUCUUAAUCCCUGGUGGCUGUCUCGGCCCACGAUCAUGCGAGUACCGUAAAGGGGUUUUGCGAGUGCCCUUUGCCGUGGAGGAAACCCAAGCUUUCCCAAUGUUACGUCAGGAAGGUUUAUCUUUUGUGAUGCACGUACUUCAGUCACUGUUUAAGAAGCAUUGCUGGGCCUCUCGACACUUCUUACCUUUUCAACACCAGCCCUUGCUAAACCUGGGAGCGUGAAGUCGACCCCAUUUUACAUUCUGCAUGUGCAUGCACCACAGUUUGAGUAAGCACGUAAUUUGUGUAUUUUAUAUUUUAAACCUUGCUUGUACUAGGGGAAUGCAAACAAAUGGGGUUUCAAAGGUUGUCCUAAUUAUUAGAUCAAUAGAUUAGAACAUCCUUCGCGUAAUCAUUAAAAUGCGAAAAAAACAGCGUUCGAACUUUUUUUUCUUGUACGGUGACACCUUGAAUCUUAAAUUGUCAGGCUUUAUUUUCCGACGGGUAAGGUAUCGUAGAAUCGACAAUACAGAAUUCUUGUGCACUAUCGUCUUACGUUCGCUCGAGUGUAACAAAGAUUUGUUGGUUCAAUAUUGUAAGCGCGCGCAUGUGGGCACUUGAGCAAAGUUUGCACAAGGAGUCAAAUGACCCAGGGGAAACAUCGAGAGAGAGAGAGAAGAAAAAAAAGAAGUCUUUAGACAUGUUAAAUAUUGCACGCGUGUUAAAUUUGCAAUGCACUCAGUGGACGGGGAAUACACCAGCCGUAACACGGCACUGACAGUGCAGUUCUCCAGGCGUGAGUCUCAGAUUGCUCCAAGGUUGAACGUAUUUGACGGUUGAACGCGGCCCGUUUACUUGGGCGCUGAGAGACUGCGGGGUCUCCGGGGAUGAGCACACCAAGCGAAGCAUUUGACAGUCGUAGAACCACACACUCCAAAUAAAGCGACCUCUGUUCACUUUGUCGCAGCCGAAAUGAACCCGCAGCAUUGUCUCUUUCGUUUCUGGCUCUGUGACGGCUUCAAGCUUAACCCCUCUGCACAGUUAAUCUUGCCGCGCUGCCGAGAUAGUGACGUCUUUUCCUGUUAUAUAUUGAUAAAUGAUGUACUGGUUUUCAUGUUUUGAAUUUUUAUGGAAUAAUAUACUCCAACCUCUCGUGUUUCAGCACCUUAAACCUUAUCAGACAGUGCUGGCUGAGGAAAAAUGUCCACACACACACACGCACGCGCAAAUAUAAACAUUCGUAUAUAUUAAUAACUUAUUUUAAGCAACGUGACUAACAAACGCAGCAGCAACAACAACAACAAAACCACACCGUGGAAAGAUAGCGGCCGAGGAGGGUCGCAGCAUCGCAUAUUCACAAUUGGUGGUCGCUUUCCUCCACCCGUUGCCAACGCAAUGCAUCGCGUGCGCGUUUCGGCGUCAAGCGGUGAGCACCGCCGAUUGCGGGGUCGUGCAGCCGAGUCAGCCAGCGCGUACGCGCGCAGGUAAUAAACUUGUCCAGCUCGGGUCCGCGCUGCGGCGGGCGCUCCACGCGUGUCCUGCUGUGGGAGGAUGAAAAUGAUGGAUACAGGCUUGAGGGGAGGAAAGCGCAAGGGCUUGAUGUAGCUUGGUCCCCGCUGAGAGGCUGCGAUAAUGAUGGAUCCAGAUGUACGCGGACGGAACGCCUCGCCGUAGCGCUGCCUCGGCCGCUCGCUGCGAGAGCUGUCUGACCUCAUUCGUUAGCCCAUGGGGCUGGCAGAAUACAUACGGCAAUCAGCCAUUGUUAGCGCGAAAAAAAA
Molecule: messenger RNA, 10638 nt
Organism: Petromyzon marinus (sea lamprey)
Lineage: Eukaryota; Metazoa; Chordata; Hyperoartia; Petromyzontiformes; Petromyzontidae
Source: RefSeq, a predicted model, not a curated record